Halichondria panicea is the source of this 1512-nucleotide messenger RNA. RefSeq lists its product as uncharacterized. The transcript has 5 exons. NCBI's taxonomy places the organism in Eukaryota, Metazoa, Porifera, Demospongiae, Suberitida, Halichondriidae. The coding region runs from base 95 to 1195 and encodes 366 amino acids. The record is from RefSeq and is a predicted model, not a curated record.
UAUAAUGGGUUCUGUUUGAAUCAACAAUUUAGCCUUUAAUUUAAGGAACAUAAGCUUGAGCCUAUUAUCUACUCAAAUGUAAGAAGCUGCAAGCAUGAAUUCCACAGCUGUUUGGGUGAUGUUAGUGUGUAUACUACAAACAUCUCAAGUCCUAUGCCAAGGAAAUAAUGCAUGUCGAGAGCCACUCAUUACUGGUGGGAGGUACAGAGUGGAGGAUGAACAGUUCACGGCCAGUUCAAGCUUUUCUGAAGACUACCUUCCCCACGAAGCUAGGCUGGGGGGAAAAUCGUGGUGUGCAAAAAAUAAUAAUACGGGAAGCUGGAUUCAAGUUGAUUUCAAAGCAGAUGUCAUAAUUCAAGAGCUACAGAUAGGAGGAGAUGGAGGACUAUACCAGUUCUAUCUCAAUCAGUUCACAAUAGAGCAUGGUCCUAACAGUGACCAGUUGAGCAGCAUUCUCCAAGCUAAUUCCACUGACCCGAUGGUCUUCACUAGACCAGACUCUCCCGAUGUCAGCACGACAGUCCUACCCACCCCCCUCACCACUCGAGUAUUGAGGAUUGUCAGUGUGGUUCAUAGUGGAGCAGAGCCUUGUUUGGAUAUGGAGGCACUUGGCUGUGUCCUAUUUCUAGAUACCACACAAAUUAUAUCAACAACCUCUCCCCAACAAAUUGAGGAUGCUAUGUCAGUAGCAAUGCCAGUCAGUGCUGGGAACACAGGAGCCAUUGUGGGAGCGGCAGUGGGUGGAGCUACCUUCGUACUUGUGAUCUUAAAUGUUACUAUCAUCAUACUAGUUGUGUGCCUACUAGUUAAAAGGAAAAAGGAGAGAAAUAUCAGGACUGAGGCUACGCCAGGAUCCAGUACUGUGCAGAUUGCUGAAAAUAAGACAAAUUCAGAAGGGAUCCGGUCUCCCAAUACCCUAGAAAACAUAAGUGAAGUCUACUCAGAACCUACGGCAAUAGUCUACGAGCCAAUUACGAUUACAACUUUAAAUCCACCCAACAUAUAUGAAAGCAUUAACAUCCCCGACCUCGAAUAUGCACAAGUAGAUACCAUGAACAGUGGUUACAGCAAUGCGGAGGAGAGGGAUGAUGAUACGACUAACGGGAAUUUGGUGGAGAAUGGAGCUACUAGUUUACCAGAGGCAGAGGAUGGAUAUGAACCUAUGUGGCCGUCUACUCAGAACCUACGGCAAUAGCAUACGAGCUAAUUACGAUUACAACUUUAAAUCCACCCAACAUAAUUAUAUGAAAGCAUUAACAUCCCUGACCUCGAAUAUGCACAAGUAGAUACCAUGAACAGUGGUUACAGCAAUGCGGAGGAGAGGGAUGGUGAUACGACUUACGGGAAUUUGGUGGAGAAUGGAGCUACUAGUUUACCAGAGGCAGAAGAUGGAUAUGAACCUAUGUGGCCGUAACAUAUGCUCUCAAGUUGGAUAUAAUGAGAAAUAUUUUUGCGAUCAUUCUACUGCUUAUUCUACACAUUUUUGGAUAAUUUUACUGUUUUUUGUAAUUA